Megalops cyprinoides (Indo-Pacific tarpon) is the source of this 4754-nucleotide messenger RNA. It is a transcript of the gene sh2d3ca, whose product is annotated as SH2 domain containing 3Ca. NCBI's taxonomy places the organism in Eukaryota, Metazoa, Chordata, Actinopteri, Elopiformes, Megalopidae. The coding region runs from base 32 to 2866 and encodes 944 amino acids. Gene Ontology annotation, molecular function: guanyl-nucleotide exchange factor activity; phosphotyrosine residue binding. The record is from RefSeq and is a predicted model, not a curated record. The transcript is spliced from 12 exons. Gene Ontology annotation, biological process: small GTPase-mediated signal transduction; positive regulation of peptidyl-serine phosphorylation.
CCAGAGAAUCCUGCUUUCCUUUCUCGACAUCAUGAGCAAGCGCAAGCUGAGUUUUAGGUGGUUCGGGAGUCUUUCCAACCUCUCUUUCCGUCGCUUGUCAGACAAAGGGGAGUCCAAGUCUGCCCUGAAGCACCAUGGGAGUCUGAGUGAACGCACAGGAGGGGAGAAGUCAAUUGAUGACAUGGACCUCUGCCCACACAGCCCCAGCUAUGCCCGGUCCAGUGACAUGUACACCCAUAUGGGCACCAUGCCCCGGCCCUCACUUAAGAAGGAAAAGAGCCUCAAGGGCUCCAAGAAAGGCAAGGGCAAGACUGAACUGAACAGGAAGCAGAGCCAGAGGCAGGCAGGGGAUUAUGUCUGCGAGUCCCCCCUGCUCAUGGCCUUGUCUAGCCAGGGGAAGCAAACCUUAGAGGGACCCCCUCGACUCCUUGCUAGUCAGGCUGGCUCCAACCAAGAUGGCCCAUCUGCCAGUGGACCAGUGGAUCCCCAAUUAUCAGAUGCCCGCCUAAGAACAGACGCUGUGCCAGUUGGUAGGCCAGCUGCCACCCGGUCACACUCCCCGCUGAGCUCUGAGGCUCCUGCUAAACCAAACAGCUCAAAAACAUCUGCCCUUACUCUGACUUCCACCACCCCAGCACCACCCCUGUCCUCCUAUCCCAGCACAGGAAGAGCCCCUGAUAAAGAAUGCCUUUCCCAGGGUGUGGCCAAAAACCUGCAAUCCAGCGAUGAUCCAAGGUCCCAACACAAGGGGACCUUACAAGAAAAAGAGGGCGGGGACUCAGGCAUGGCCACGCAGGAAGAGUUGCAAGGGAAAGAACUGGAGACCGCGACCUUGCAAGAGGCCCAGGAGUCAGAGCUUCAGUGCAGUGACUUGGAUACCAUGGAUACCAGAUGUGAAUACGUAAAGUUCUCCAAGGAGAAGUAUCUGCUGGACUCCCCACCUGAGAAACUGCGCAAGGAACUGGAGGAGGAGCUGAAGCUGAGCAGCAGUGACAUGCGCAGUCAUGGCUGGUACCAUGGCCACAUCCCCAGAGAGGUGUCAGAGACACUGGUGUUACGCAACGGGGACUUCCUGAUUCGAGACUCGCUGACGAGUGCAGGGGAUUAUGUGCUGACCAGCCGCUGGAACCACGAGGUCCUGCACUUCAAGAUCAGCAAGGUCCUGGUCAAGUCCAACGAGUCACGGGUACAGUACCUGCUUGAGCGGGAGAGCUUUGACUCGGUGCCUGCCCUCGUGCGCUACUAUGUGAGCAGCCGGCGGACGGUCUCCCAGCAGAGCGGCGCUCAGAUCUACUGCCCCAUCAACCGCACCCUCCCCCUGCGUUAUCUAGAGGCCACCUUCGCCCUGGCCAAUGGCAGGCACGGCCUCGCGCACUCCCCAUCUAGUCAAAGAGGAGCCUACAUUAAGAGGCGGAGCGUCACCAUGACAGACGGGCUGACAACGGAGAAGAUAAUCCCUCACAGCCCUUCCACUGUUCACCACAAGGAGGCGAUGAGGAACUGUGCCCUCAGCAUGGAUCAGAUUCAGGAGUUCCGAUGCCCCCUGUCUCCGGUCGGAGAGACCCCACUCUCUCCGGCGUACAGCUCAAUCACCCGACACCGAAGUCCAUCUGGUGGCAGGGUACUGGGCAUGAUACCUUCCUCCCCUGUCCUUCGGCGCUCCAGUGAGCCCCAGCUCAGCCCCUCCUCCAAUAACAAUGUGCCCUACCCCGAAUUGAAUGCCAGCGCCCACUCCACCCCAGCCCAUGGCUACCCUGCUGAGGGGGCAGGGGGUAGCUACUGCGAACUUGGCCCCAGCCCUGUCCCCAUCCCCUCCCCGACUACGCCUGCCAAGAGCUAUGUGGAGCGCCUGCGUGUGGAGGAGGGGGGUGGUGCCCUCAUGAGCAGGGACGAAGGUGGGGAGAUAUUUGUGGCCCCCCUGGUGGAGACCACCUCUGCCUUCAAGCCCACAAGGUACCAGUCACCACUGAUGCCUGCGGAGAAUAAGCCCCUUGAGGUAAACAUCCUGAAGAGGGUGAAGGAGCUGCUGGCGGAGGUGGAUGCCAAGACUGCUGCCAAGCACAUCACCAAGGCAGACUGCACGGUUGCUAGGAUACUAGGUGUUACCAAGGAGAUGCAAGGGAUGAUGGGAGUGGGCUCUGGACUGGAGCUGCUGACUCUGCCACACGGACACCAGCUCCGCCUGGAUCUGCUAGAAAGGUUUUACACCAUGUCCAUCAUGAUGGCUGUGGACCUGCUGGGCUGCACCGGCAGCACAGAGGAGAGGGCCGCCCUGCUGCACAAGACCAUCCAGCUGGCAGCCGAACUCAAGAGCAACCUGGGAAACAUGUUUGGCUUUGCUGCCGUGAUGAGGGCUCUGGAGCUACCACAGAUCGCACGGCUGGAGCAGACAUGGAUGACACUGCGUCAGAGGCACACAGAGGGAGCCAUCCUCUACGAGAAAAAGCUGAAGCCCUUCAUGAAGAGCAUGAACGAUGGCAAAGAGAGCUCUGUGCUGUCCAACACUUCGUUCCCGCAUGUGGUGCCACUGCUGUCCUUGUUGGAGAGGGGUGUGGUGGUGGGGGAGGGGGUGGAGCCAUGGGAGAGCAUGGAGUCAGGGGUGGAUGUGGUGAUGAGUCACCUGGAGGCGGCACGUACCAUAGCACACCAUGGGGGGAUCUACCGCACCAACGCAGAGACCAAGCUUCAGGGGUUUCAGGAGCAAGAGGAGGUGCUGGAGCUCUUCCACACAGACUUCCAGAUGCGGCUCCUGUGGGGCAGCCGGGGAGCGGAGGGCAGCCAGGUUGAGCGCUAUGAAAAAUUUGACAAGGUCCUGACUGCCCUGUCCAAUAAGCUGGAGCCCCCUGUUCGACAAAGUGAGCUAUAGUGCCCAUAUGGCGGAAAGGUCUGAAGCGAGAGGAAGGGGGUGGAGCAUCUUGCAGGCAGAGAGGUCACAGAGCAGUGAGGGAGGGGGGUGGCUUUUAGGCUGUAGCUCUAAAUAAGGCACAAGGGGCAGGGGUUGAGGGCAGCCUUGCCAGGGGUCAGAGGGAGAACACCAGAUGCGAGGAACGAGAGUGGUGUAAAAUGCAGAGCGGAAGGCUCCCCACCUGCUAGGAAAAGAAACCAGGAUGAGUGUAAAUAUAUCUACGCCAUUUGCCACAGUCCCAGAGUCAACCCCUGGAAUGCUCCCUGGAAUGGGGGCAGGAGGACUGACGCGACGUGACUGACUGACACCCUCUGCACACCUAUACCUGCUGUUAUGUCAAGGACUCCAGAAAUCAGGGGAUUCAGCCAAUGGCUGUGGAAUUAUCUUCUCAGCUUAACAGUGCUACUCUGUUCUGGGAGCGCAUGGGCUUAACUUAGCCAAACUCCACAGCUGUGGCAGUGCUGGAGAAGACCAGUUUGUUGUCCUAGCUAUAGUGCUUAACCAUGUGGUCUCACAGUAACUAGAAAUUGUUUGAAUGUAUGUUGCCAAACCAAUGGCUUUGCCACAUAACUCUGCCAAACAGUGUAUCUCUUGGUCGUUUUCCGUUAUUGUUUCUUACUCUCUCGGCUCCAGAUUGCACAGGUUGUUGUGCAGCUUACUGGGAACUUCAUUUCAGAAGCAUUUUCAUUCAUCCAUCUGUGUCUCUUGUCCCUAGACCUCUCACUUAUAUCGUGCAGCAUCAGAUGAUUAGAACAUCAGACUUCCUCCAUUGUUACCUGGAUUGAUAAGCUUCAAGCUAUAUUUGUACAUGUUUGUCUAGCUCCACUGCAGUCUCUCGCUCAAUGAUUUGCACAGUUGAAGGAUUCUGGUGUCAGAAUGGUGUCAGACCCUCCCCACACCCUCCCCUCUAAGUUUCAUGUAAGGACAGCUAUCACAAGCAUGACAAGGAACACUCUGCCUAAUGCCUGUAAAUGAUUGUACAGUUUAUGGCAUUUCAUUCAGUUGAUUGGAAUGCCAUCUGCGAUCCCAUCCCUUUUGUUUCCAGAAAGUCGUCCUCCUCAGACAUUUCUCCUCAACCCCUCCCAUCCCCCAUAAUUAACAUGAUUGUAUGUGUGAGGUUUUACCAUUGCUGUGUUGUCCAAGUGAAUAUGAUUCUUGCAGAAACUGUGUAAGUGUUUUUAGGCUGAAAUGAGGUUGGUCUGACCCCACGCCCUGUGGCAUAUGAAUUGUGUGUGUAUAAUUUGUUUGUUGGAUUGUUCAUCCCAACAACCUACAGAGCAACAGGCAUUUCCUACUGUCCCCUCUCACCCCUCAGCAAUCUCAAUCUCUGAUCUAGCAGUGAUCUGCUGAUACAAAUCACUGUAGCAAUGAUCAGAGUUCAUUUCUGGAGCAGGGAACAAGGGUGCAGGCUGGAAUGCGAGACUUGUCUGAACAUGUGAGCAGGGUGAGGAUGUCUGAGCACAGCUUUGUUCACUCCUCUCAACUGACUAAUUACUCUCCCACUAUUUUUUUCUUUUCAUCCAUCACCAUUUUCUCCCCAUGCUUGAUGUGAAUGUGAGAAUCUUGAGAAUUGGUAGUUUUUUGACAGUCUUUUGGGGAUGUUUUAUAAAAAUAUUAAUAUGCACCAUGUAUACUACUGAGGGCCACCCCAGCUGCAGGUGUAAGCAGGCCUCAUCUCACAGUCAGGGCUGUACCUGUGGACCUUUACCCAGAAUGCCCCUUUGUGUGUAGCUCAGGAGAGGCCACAAGUAUAUUUUCUUGCUACUAAUGCAACAGGAACAAAGGAUUCCCUUAGAGGUCUGUCCACUUUCCCCCUGCUAUUGCCAGAAUUCACUCUUCUAGCCAAAUA